This is a messenger RNA of Eupeodes corollae, 2050 nucleotides long. RefSeq names its product sodium/potassium/calcium exchanger 4-like. The transcript is spliced from 7 exons. Gene Ontology annotation, cellular component: membrane. NCBI's taxonomy places the organism in Eukaryota, Metazoa, Arthropoda, Insecta, Diptera, Syrphidae. Gene Ontology annotation, molecular function: calcium channel activity; calcium, potassium:sodium antiporter activity. The coding region runs from base 313 to 2007 and encodes 564 amino acids. The record is from RefSeq and is a predicted model, not a curated record. Gene Ontology annotation, biological process: intracellular calcium ion homeostasis; calcium ion transmembrane transport.
UGAAGUUAGUUUUAGAAAACACGUGAAGAAGCAAAGUAUAAAAUUGAUUCCUUCGAAGUAACUUUGAAUUUUCUCCACAAUGACUUAACCUAAAAUAAACAACAAAUCUUUUAUUUUUGUUUUUGAUUGGAAUAUUUCCAAUGUUUGAGAUAAACGCAUUGUAUUAUAUUUAUAAAGGGUGCAAAUAAUUGAGAAAUGAUUGUAUUUAAUCAAUGUAUAAACAAUGAACAUAGGGUGAUUUGUUAUAAUUGAAAAUAAAACAUGAGUUCCUUUGAAAGUGAAAACGUUGAAGGGAACAUAAAAUAACCAAAAAUGAUGAACAAAGCUUUUUCUCAAUCUUGCAUCACGUUGCAAAAGCGUCGAAUUAAUACUGCACUACGAAUACGUCUCAUAAUCUUUUUGGGGACUGUUGGAAUAUUUUCAAUUGUUUUUACUAUCGGUUCUGGAAAUAUAGAUAGCUUUAACCAAAUUCGAAAUGGUCGAAAUCUUCUAGGCGUCCCAAAUAAUCUCUUAAUCACACCAGCUCUGACAAAAUCUAAACUUCCUCCCGUUGAAUCAUUUGCUAUAAAAGGACCGGCUUACGAUGAAAAAGAUACAGUUGUCAUUUUGUCUGAAGACAUCUUUGCACCACCAGCUAAUUGUACAAAACCCGCAAUCAAUGAAUUUCCAUCGGAUGGUUUUACAAGAACGCAACGUAAAAAUGGCUGUAUCCUGAUUCAUAUCCUCUUGGUUUGCUACUGCUUCUGGUUUCUUGCAGGAAUUUGUGAUGAUUACUUCGUGCCAGCUAUUGAGCAGAUGUGUUUAAGACUUAAUAUGCAAGAAGAUAUAGUGGGUGCAACUUUUAUGGCUGCUGCUACUUCCAGUCCAGAACUUUUCAUUAAUUGCGUGGGAACUUUUAUCACAAAAGGAGAUAUAGGUGUUGGGACUAUAGUAGGGUCAGCGGUGUUUAAUAUUCUUGCGGUUCCAGCAUGUUGUGGUAUUUUUGCUGGACAGAUGAUCAAUUUAGAUUGGUGGCCAAUAACAAGGGAUUCUAUAAUGUAUUGUGUGGCAGUAUUGGGUUUGAUUUGUACACUUUAUGAUGGCAUCGUAAUGUGGUAUGAAGCCUUAUUUUUAGUAUUAGCAUAUUUCUUCUAUAUAUCCGCUAUGUACUGGAAUGAUGUAAUGGCGAGGAAAGCGAGAAAACUGAUCUCAAAAGUAAAAAGAAAAUCAAGAGUUCGUCCAUUUCGACAAGUUAACGAAAUAAGUCCACUUCUCCGAACUGUGGUAGAAGAGAAAAUACAGCCUGUCACAUCGCACCAUGUUGGAUAUUGUAACAUCGAGAACAGUGAUAAAAAUUCGGCAAUGACUGAUAGCGUGUGCAGUGCCGAAAGUGAUUUCGCUGAUGACCCAUGGAAUAAGCGUGGUUCUUCUUCGUUCGUUUAUCUUCUGAGGUGGCCUAUGACUUUUUUGCUAUGGUUAACAGUCCCUGAUAGUAAACGCCAUCCAUCAUGGCGUUUUGUUACAUUUGCAAUGGCUAUAGUUUGGAUAGCAAUUAUAUCUUACUUCAUUGCCUAUCUAAUCACAAUUGUAGGAGAUACCCUCAAUAUUCCCGACUCCGUCAUGGGUCUUACAAUUCUAGCUGCCGGUAUGAGCGUACCCGAGGCUGUUUCUAGUGUCAUUGUAACAAAUCAAGGACACGGUCAAAUGGGCAUCAGUAAUUCUAUUGGCUCGAACACAUUCGAUAUUUUGCUAUGUUUGGGAGUGCCUUGGUUUGUUAAAGCGUUUUUUGUUCCGACAGUACCUAAUGAACAUUUUGUUGUACUAAAUUCAUCUGGAUUAACAUAUUCUGCUAUUUCACUAUUGACAACACUUUUUGGACUAUACAUCGCAUUUGCUGCAAAUAAAUUUCGUUUAGAUUGGAAAAUUGGUAUAGCAUGCACAGUUAUGUACGUUGGAUUUUUAAUUUUAGCAUCAAUGAUUGAGCUUAAUUUAUUUUUUAAUGUCAAUUUACCAAUAUGUGAACAUUAAGCAAUAAACUUUAAUUUAUUUAUGUAUGCUUUUCAUAGCUCUA